UCGUGAUGUGACGUCGUACAGGAACAUGGCGCUUUGGUGGGUAGCCGUUUCAUGACAGUCGGGGCUCUUGUCUAAUUCUCUUUACCUGUGUUAAUUGAAAUAACACGAAGCUAUAGACAUCAAAUAUGAGACGUGGUCAAGGCCGAGCGCUCAGCUGCUUUCCAUGGACACCGGAGCACUGACGUCUCGUCGCUGUGUCUGCUGUCGUCAGCUGAAACUGUUAGCAUUGGCAUGCUAGCUGAAGCUAGUUAGCUGUUGUGACAGACGACGAUUCCAAAUAGCUGGCUAACCUUGUGUUAGCUAAGCCAGGAGGAGGAUGAGGAGCCGCCGCGGAGACGUGUUGUUGCUGGCUGGUGGGAUUCUCCUGUCGGCGGUUCGGCUGUCGGAAGCUGCCCCUCUUCAAUAUCCCCACGCCUCAGGUGAAAGCAAAGAGAACACGCUGCCCGUUUCUGUCUCCCUGUCCCUGCUGGUGUCGCUGACGGCACUUUUGGCCUUGGUGGUGUUGCUAGUGAACUGUGUGACCUGCUGCAAGGAGCGGGAGCUCAACUUCAAGGAGUUUGAGGACCACUUUGACGAUGAGAUUGACUUCACUCCACCGGCAGAGGACACGCCUUCUAUGCAGUCCCCAGCCGAGGUGUACACCCUCGCUGUGUCCCCUGUGGCCCUGCCUGGACCCCCACACCUCCAACCUCCUGUCUGUGUCACAGAGGGAUCCACCGGCUUCCAGGUAGCGCGUCACAGUCUCAGUUAUAUCCAAGAGAUUGGCAACGGCUGGUUUGGUCAGGUCCUUCUGAGUGAAAUCUACACUGAUCCAGGAGGAGCCAGGGUGGUGGUGAAGGAGUUAAAAGCUAAUGCAAGUGCCAAGGAGCAGAAUGACUUCCUGCAGCAGGGGGAUCCAUACAGAGUGCUGCAGCACCAGAACAUCCUCCAAUGCCUGGGCCAGUGUGUUGAGGCCGUCCCCUUCUUACUUGUCUUUGAGUACUGUGAAAUGGGGGAUCUGCGGGGCUAUCUGUCUCAGCAGGACUGGCUGUUCAGAAAUGCUGAGUUGCUGCAGCUGCAGAGGAUGGCCUGUGAGAUCGCUGCUGGUGUCACUCACCUUCACAAACACAACUUCCUGCACAGUGAUUUGGCUCUGAGGAACUGCUACCUCACUGGAGAUCUUACUGUCAAAGUGGGAGACUAUGGAAUCGGACCCUACAGAUACAAAGAGGAUUACAUCAUCACAGAGGAUGAUGUGUUUGCACCCCUCCGCUGGUUGGCUCCUGAGCUGGUGGGCGAGCGCCACGGGGGAGUGAUCACUAUGGAGCAGACCAAGCCCAGCAAUGUGUGGGCCUUGGGAGUCACGUUGUGGGAGCUCUUUGAGAACACUGUCCAGCCGUACCCACAUCUUACUGACCGGGAGGUUCUCAACCAUGUGAUCAAGGAUCAACAAGUCAAACUCUUUAAGUCCCAGCUGGAGCUCCCUUAUUCCGACAGAUGGCAUGAGGUCCUGCAGUUCUGCUGGCUGUCUCCAGACAAGCGGGCCACAGCAGAGGAAGUGCACCGUUUGCUUAUCUACCUGCGCAUGCAAGGCCAGAAGGACGUCGAAGAAGACUUCGAUCAACGCUGGGAUGCCCUCAAGCCGAACCCUUCCACGCGGCAGACCACCGUUAGCCACUCGUCGUACCCGAUCUUGGAACAGUUUGCCGACGACGCCCUGCGACAAGAGAUCGACGAAGUUCUUACCGUCACGGAAACGAGCAAAGGCCUCAGCUUUGAGUAUGUUUGGGAGGCAGCCAAGCACGACCACUACGAAGGCAGCCACGGGCGCUCGGGCAUGGACACGACGUUGAACUAUCACAGCAUGUUCUUUCCCGUCUCCAGUGAAGACAUCCAGGCCCAUUUCCCUGAUCCGGUUGCCGGAGCAGCGGGCACAAAAAGUGGCAGCGCUCCUUCAGGAAUUCCUGGAAUUCUACCAGUGUUUGAUGUACAGAAGCCAUCCAAUGGCAAUGAAUACUACAUCCAACUAGAAGAACCAGGGGAGAGCAAUGUUGGGGAGGAUAGGAAUAGAGGGCCAGACAUGGACUUCAGUUCAGGCCGGCAAGACUUUGUUGUCCUCCAAGAUGUCCGUCUGGAUGAGUCGAGCACCGAUGCUGAUUUCUUCCACCAAAGUAUUGACUCCAAGGAUUCCUAUUUACCAGACAGCCAUAUCUGGUCGUCUCUUGAAAACGACAGUCCGUACCACGCCAACAUUUUCACUGACUGGGUGUCCAAACAAGAGGACUCUCCUUCCUGGAGACAGAGUUUUAUGGAGCUUCCAGAGCGCAAUGGGAACCCUUUCCUCGAAGGUGCACCUUUAGACGUCCAGGAGGUGGAUAUCGAUAAGAGCAAUGGGGAUUCCUUUUUCGGGGACUGUUCAGAAGCCUCUUACAUGGCGGGUUCUGUGCAAGAGGGGGAGACCACCGAUGAGAAGAGGCUAUCUGAUAACUUUAUGUUUCUCAAAGACCGCAGCCUGAUGAAAGACAGAUCCGGUUUCUCUAGUCCUCAGGAGAACUUUCUUCUCCCUGGUCGAUCCCACGAACCAGAGGAACGGUUCAAAAUGAGUUCUUGGGACAACAUUGAGAAUUUAGGUGGCUUAAUCUCAGCAGACAAUUAUUUAAAACCUUCAGCAAGGAGCACAUCCUCAAGACAGGAACUUUCCGACUCUCCCAGUAUCGGCUCGUGGGAGCUAUGUCCAUCGCUGGUUGAAAAUAAAACACUGGUGCCUUUCAUUACGGUGGACACAGAAGAGAACGCGAGCAACCAGCUGCCAGUUAGAAAUAGUUCUUCCACAGAAGACCUCGGUCUGAUGCAAUCCUCUGACCGAGGUGCCGACUCCGGUUUUGAUUCUACCUCGAAGAGGUUUGAUGUGAUCGUCGGUCAAACUGACGGCCACGCCCCUGCAAUCUCUGAAAGUGCCACUACAGACUCAUUGUGCACAGAUGCCAAAAUCCCCAGCCUUGAAGGAGACCUUAGAACCUCUCAGAAUAAUGUUCCGCUCAUAGAAAGUCAAACGUCUGAAAACCUGCAGGUCCAAGCGUCGUCCUCGGACAACGGACACAGUGAAGACGUCACGAGCAACGAUCUGCUGAGUGAGCUGAUUGAGGACGCAGAUACCGAACUGGAAAGCGCUCUUUCUGACCACGAAGAGUCCUUCAUGGACACGGAUGCACAUCCUGUUGUCAGAUCCUCUCUGCUGGUCUCUCGGUCUCUGGACCAGGUCAGCCAGGACAGUUUGCUGGAGGACAGCAUGUCCACCACUCUUCCAACUGUAGAUAAUUCAGCCGAGACCCCCGACUCUUUAGACUCUCUCGACAUCCACAGGCUCGGCGAGCAAGGAGACGAGCUGAACGCUCAAACAGCCCAACACAAACUCCAGCCUCCCUACAAAAUAUCCGACAGUGGGUACGAGACGGAGAACCUGGAGUCUCCAGAGUGGAACUCUCAGCCGAAUGUUAAAGACGAUUCUCCUGUCAAAAAUGGCUUGAGUGUGGCCGAAGAAGAAGAAGAGGAGGAGGAGGAGGAGGAGGAGGAGACGGGGGAGCUCACAGCUGCGAAAAAUCUGGUUACACCAGAAAUCAUCGUCUCUGAAGUCGAGGGUGUGCUGGAUUCUCCCAGCGAGGAGCAGCAAGCAGCUCCUGAAGCUCCUGCGGAGGAGGAGCCCUCCAUGGCCAGUAACUACAGAGACUCCGCCUAUUUCUCAGACAAUGAAUCGGAACCCGAGAAGAAGUCUGAAGAAUCGGUCGCGGGAGGUUCGGGGGAAGUCACGUGUCUGAGGAACUCGACUGAGGUGUCCGGCGAGGCCGCCGGAGGUCCGACACUGGAGGUCAACGUGGAGAGGGACGCCGAUUCUUUGGUUACCCGGCGCGAAUCUUCCGUAGCACAAACUGAUGAAGCGCCGCAUGCGGGGCGGGGCGUGUUCUCGGAUGCGGAUUCCGAUGUCGCAGGACGGCGCGAGGCGGAGGCGACGACGUCUCCCAACGGUCCCAAUGAAGACGUAAACAAACCCGAGUCGCUCCAUGAUGUCACACUUCCUGAUCAAUCGGAGGAGCGAGAAACCUCCACUCGACUCCUCCCCCCGCUUCCCGUUGCCGCCCCUCCUCAGCCAGCGCCGGAGAGCUCGGGUCACGCCAAGCUCACCAGGACCUACGCGAGCGACGGACAUAAAAUCAAAGAGCCGGGCAUGGAGGGGCGUUUCCUGGGGAGGCGCGACGACGACGAGGAUGACGUAGACGCCGACGAGGAGGACGAGAACAGCGACGACUCGGACGACGACGCCCGCGGGUACCGGCUCCACAGCUCCAGUUCGGAGAGCGAGGACGAGACGGAGCACACGGUGCCGCUCGUCGUCUCCGAUGACAGCCGCGCCAAGAGCCUGAAGAGCUCGUUGAAACCCACCGCGCUCAACGGCCAGGCGUCCUCGGCCCCUGCGAGCCGCAACUCUGAUCACUCCAGACGAGCCGUGUCCUUCUUCGACGACGUCACCGUCUACCUGUUUGACCAGGAGACCCCCACCAAGGAGCUGGGUGACCACUCCUCAGGCUCACACAAUCGGGCUCCAGAGUUCAGCAGCCCAGUGCCCGGUGCCAGCUACCUGCACCGGUUCAACUCUGAAAGCUCCACUGAUGAAGAGGGUGGUGGUUUUGAGUGGGAUGACGAUUUCUCCCUGACGCCCGCCUUCCCGGCCAAGACGGACAAAGGCCCCGUAUCCAAGACGAUGUCGCGCUUCUCCUCCUCGCCGCCCGCGGCGGGCCGCGUGCUCGAGCCCAGCUGGUCCGGCUCCUCAAACUACUCCCGUUUCUCCAUCUCUCCGGCCAGCAUCGCCAGCUUCUCCCUGACGCAUCUCACCGACUCUGACAUCGAACAAGGAGGCAAGUGGCACCAGACCUGCUCGGGGAUUUACACGGGCUUAAAGGAACAGUCCCACAUUGUGGGCGUAUGCCAGGAGUUCGAUAAGAAGAUGGACACCACUCCCAUCUGUGUAGAGUUGAUAUAAAGCUAUGACUCUGAGAAGGUUAGCUUAGCAUAGGCUACAGGGACCAACGGCAUACAAAGAAAUGGCCCGUCCCGUAACUCGCUGUCAUUCCACAAGAUGUUAUUUUUACUUUUUCACAAAUAUAAUUAACGUGAUCUACGGUGUUAGUUAGUUAACUAGUUUUAGACGUGGAUUUAAUUUGCCUUUUGGACAAACAUAACUAGCUUGUUCCAGUCUAAGCUAAAAUACAAAUAAUUAUAAAAUGUCAAACUAUUUCUUUAAAACUAGUUAAUUUUCAUUGCAUUUUUAAUCUCUUCAUAUACCUUUCUUGGUGAAAAUGUAUGAAGAUAUUAUUUAAUUCGACUAUAUUACAUCAAUGUAUAUCAAUAUUCUGUCCCAAGCUCAUGUUCCCGUUUGAGUCGUAUUUAAAGUCUCCUCCUCCUCUUCUUGUGUUCCACCUCAGGAAGCAGUGAAGAUGGAGAGAAGGACUAGUGAUGUCUCACCAUCACACCUUUGAAAAAUGAACCUAAACUCGCACUUUUUAACAAUGGAGACCAGCUGAAUACGGACGUGUGAUGCGGUGUGUGGGGCUCGCCGUGGAUGCAGAACUCGGGCAGAGCGGCUCCUUUCCUACGCCGAGAUGUCCACCAGAACAACGACUCUCGGCCAAUCAGACGGCCGUGGCCCCGCCCCCGCCUGAGCCGCAUCACCUCUCCGGCUGCAUCGUCAGUGUGUGGUUUGAAUCCAGUGCAAUUCCACUUGGGGGAGGAAGAAAAAGAAAAAAAGAGUUUCUAAAUGUUUGCUUUAAAGACUUUAUCAUGCGCAUUCCAGGUGUUUGGCUGCUUCUUUUUGUCGUGUGUCCAAGUGCACUCAUUCUCCAGGACUUUCACCAAAAAAAGAAGAAGAAAAAAAGAGACUUUUUAUGCUCUGAAUUCAACACACUGGGCUGGCAACACUCGUCACUACAGCCAAAUAGGAAUAAGCUCUUUGAUUUCAUUCAGACCUAAAACUGAAGACGUUAAUUCAUUUUGCUCUUUCGUGUUGUGCGAUUAUUUUUCAGAGGUUGCCUCUUCUGGAAAAAUGAUUGUUUUUUUUCGUAACCUCAUCAGGUGUUUUAUGUGUCACACUCUCCUGAUUGGAGAGAAGCUGUGUGUGGUAUCCUUCUGUACAGCAUUUGAAGAAGAAGGGUUUAAAUGUACCGUAUCUAGAAGAAAAACAACCCUGAUCCCCAGACGUGAAACACUGAGUGUUCCUUUAUUUAUGCUUUAAAGUAACGUUGCAGUGAGUAGUUAUGUUGUUGAGACGGCCCAGGAGGAACGGUUGGCGGUAUUGGACGAGGGUCGACGUGUCGAUCCUCACACGGUCGAUUCAAGUGAAAUACAGAAACACGAAAGACAAGUUAUUCAUUUUGUAACGCUUCAUUUUAUGCUCUGAAAUGUGCCGGACGUUGCUCUGAUGGUUUGGACUACUUGUCACCGGGUCUUUCUCGCGGUGCCUGUGAUGCUGUAAAGACGCAUUUACGAUCACUGCUGACGAAUCACACGCUUCGUGAGAUUGUAAAAAAAAAGAAGAAGAAAAGAAAAGUGUGAUUUUAUUUUUAAAUGUCAGAAUGAAGAAAAGUUGAUGAGCCGUUUGUCAACAAAUGUGCAAUGAAUUUAGUUAAUUAGUUGAAAUUUGAGUUUGUAAGACGACGCGGCGGCAUUUCUUCAGUAAAGUGCAGAGGGACGUAAAGCUUCACCACUAGAACAAACGGCACUGCUGCUUUCACCGUGUCACGGACAGUUUUCUGCCUUUUUUUAUUUAAUUUUCUUAUUUAAAUCUUUUUUUAAAACUUUGUGUCAAACUUAAUUAACCGGUUCACAUGGCAUUUUCUUCCAUUCAGGACCCCUCGUCCUGUUGCAUUGUGUGUGUGAGAGCAUAAUGCAAACUGUUAUGGAUCCAGAUAUGCUUUCCCUCCAGGGUUUUCAUGUACAGCUAUAAAACAACGACCUGUAGGUUCUGCAGUUCCUGUCUGGUGGCGUCGCCGCUGACCGGCUGCACUUCCUGUCGGCUCGCGUCCAUCUCCACACAGAGGACACUGCAUUGUAGAUAAUGUGAACCUCUGUUAAAACCAGCAGCCUGUGUUUCAGUGAAACUUGAACAUUUAUUUAAGAAAAUCUUGUUUUUAUUUGACUACAGUAUACAUUUGCUUAAUCUUGCACAUUUGAGAAAUGUAACUUAAUGUUGAACUGUACUGAUGUGUGUAAAUGUAAUUUUUAUUUGAUUUUGUGUCUGUAAAUGGGAAAUGAUGUAAGUCGAGUUGUAGGUAUGAGGUUUCAUUUUGUAACGUAAAGCUGAGUUGAUCAGAGGAACAUAUCACAGGCGUCGGCUCAAAGCAGUUAAAUUAAGACACAAAAGCAGAUGUGAAUUCAUUGUCCUUUAAACUUGUAGAUUUCAAAAAUAUUUUUACUUCAUAUUUAUCAUGCUUAGUGUAAUUGAAUGAAAUGUUUAUAAUUACAUUGUUUAUUAUGAAAAUAAAUUCAAAUGAACUUCUAA
Pseudoliparis swirei is the source of this 7528-nucleotide messenger RNA. It is a transcript of the gene lmtk2, whose product is annotated as lemur tyrosine kinase 2. Gene Ontology annotation, molecular function: protein kinase activity; ATP binding. The record is from RefSeq and is a predicted model, not a curated record. Gene Ontology annotation, biological process: protein phosphorylation. Bases 317 to 5014 code for a protein of 1565 amino acids. NCBI's taxonomy places the organism in Eukaryota, Metazoa, Chordata, Actinopteri, Perciformes, Liparidae. The transcript is spliced from 14 exons.